AUGUACACGGAUAGUUGCUUUGUCGCUGCUGGCGGUUCGGAUGGGGCUGUGCUUGCCAAUAAUCGAGAUGACUCAACCCUGCCUCCAAGGUUCCCUGUUUCCCAAGGCAACCCGGGUACCUGGCAGCUUUGCGCAAGGUUGCGGUCGCACGGCCAUCUGGAUCUCUGCGUGACGUCCUCAUUCUCCGAAGUCGCGUGCUUGCUACCCGCCUCAUGCGAGCUCACCACUGGCUUUGGUCACCUGAUCCGUGUCCACCCCGCCAGUGUUGAUAGCGAGGCGACGAUCCAUUUUUGGGGUCUUCAGACGCACAAGGCAAACACUCUCGAGCUGCUCGUCACGCCAGCCGGUUCGGACUCGAGGUGCUUGCCCCUCCUUCUACCCUGGCUCCUCCCCCUCUGCUUCGGAUGGCAUACCCCCCGUGUCUCAUCCGGACCCGCUAGCACAACACAUACCAAUGCAGACCGCCUCAACCGACACGCCAAUCGCGCAUUCACGGUCUCUGGUGGUCACCCGCCAUCGGUCCGGUCGUGGAUAAGAUUUGGUGAUGGCUCCGCCGCCCCUCCCCCUCCUUCCCCGUCCGGAUCGACCGAACGGUUGGCCGAAGAGCUAGCUCCGGCCCUCGAUCAGCUGAAGAACCUCACGACCGACACGAACCUGACCGUCUCGCAAGCCUUCACAGCUACUGAACCUCUCCUCCGCUUACGCCAUACUUUCAUUGACGAUGCUCGUCCUGACACUGCCAAGGAUGCCUUCCGACAUCUGCUGGGCUUCCAGGCGCUGCUGGACCUGGCCCGCCAGCUCGCGGAGCUCUACGAUCGCGAUGCGCUUUCGAAAAACGACAGAAAAAGCUUGCUGGUGAUUUUUAAGGACGUAUUGGCACUCUUGGCGGAGGGCUUGAAGGACCAUUUUGGAAACAAACGAUACUUUGUCCGCAAGAUUUCCGGUGGAGGAAUUGCAACACUAGAGCGAACUCUCAAGGUCCUGGUAGGGAAGAUAGGUGAUACGGAAGCCGAUGCACAGCAGCUGUAUGGAGGUAUUCUGGCUGCUGCGCUCUGCCAGGAGGCCGUGGCGGGCAUCUUCGUAUCUCUGAGCGGCAAGCUUCUGCAGAGUGGGAGCUCAGAAUCCCCGAAAGAUAUCCGAUAUGCCGUGGACCAGUCCAUGGGCUCCGCCGAAACUGUCGAGGUUGCAGAAUUGCUGGGUCCUUUGCUCCGCGUGUGGGUUACUCACUCCAUGACACCUGGGAAUGAUAUCCUCCGCGUGGCUCUCCCCGCAUGUCUAUGCCAAUUGGCCUCCCAAUCUCGACGGAACGUCGUAGCUUUGCAUGCCACCGGGAUGUUGACCUCAAUCCUCCCGCUCUUGUUCGAUGACGGCAGGUCCGACACCGAAACAGCGCUUUACCAAGACCUGGCUCGUUAUCUCAGUGCUCAGGGUAUGAGUAGUCUGGGCGAUGCUGUUUCUCUGUACCGGCGCGCGCACGAAAGCCCCCAGGUCCUUGAAUUCCUCCUCUCUGCACUCAAGGUCUCUAAAGAACCCCCAUCAAUCCAAUUCGAUCUCUCCCUGCAUGGCUUCUGCUCCGUCGAAUUUGCAACACUGGGCCGCUCAUUCCCUCCGAGUGCUUCGGCUGGAUACACCCUGUCAGCUUGGGUGCGCUUCGAUGAAUUUGAUCCAAACGCGCACACAACCAUAUUUGGAGCAUUCGAUGCGAGCCAGACCUGCUUCAUUCUUGCAUACCUGGAAAGAGAUACACGCAACUUUAUUCUCCAAACCGCGAUCCAAGGCCCACGACCGAGUGUGCGCUUCAAGUCUGCCAGGUUCGAACCGAAUCGCUCGUACCAUAUCUGCCUUAUUCAUAGACGCCCAAAGCCCACGUCUUCCUCCAAGGCAUCUCUAUUCAUAGACGGCGAAUUUGCUGAGCAGCUGAAGAUCGACUAUCCGUCGGUCCCAGUCAGUUCUCAUCCAAGUCGGCCACCCCGGAUUCAAGCUUUCUUUGGAACACCCCGGGACUUAGCCAUGCGUCUUGGCAAGGGAGUGUCGACAUCGCGAUGGUCGCUUGCAAAUGGUAUCCUCUUUGAGGAUGCUUUCAGCGAUGACAUGGUGUCUGUGUUUUAUAAUCUUGGUCCACGGUAUUAUGGAAACUUUCAGGAUUGCCUGGGCUCCUUCCAGACGUACAAAGCCUCCGCUUCUCUCAACCUGCGACAUGAACACCUGCACCCUGGGAAAGAAGAGAACUCGGAUAUCGUCACUGCUAUUCGACGAAGAGCUAGUACCUUGGUUCGGGAGAGCUCAAUUUUGAUCAAUGUCUCGCCUAUCGCUGUUCUCGACGACGAUGAUAGCAACAACGUGGAUGAGUCACAGCUUGUCAAAUGCUUAUCCAGGCAGGCAGCCAAAUCUCUUCAGCAAUUGACCAAGGCAGGAGGGAACGCUGUUGCUGUCAAUGGGGCUACUCCUGCCAUAAACGAUGGCCUCACGCAGCCUCAGGGCGUUGGUAUCUUGACUGGUGAUCCGGUUGUCGAAGUUCCAAGAUCGUUGGAUGACGCUAGCUGGUGUCUCGGGGGCUGUGCUGCCGUCCAUUUAAGUCUCAUUCAAGCUGCCGAUACCGCUGAAGCUACGCGACUGGCGGUUGAGGCACUCUAUGAGGCCGUCCGAGACAACUGGAGAAACAGUGAAGCAAUGGAGAGGGAGAAUGGUUAUGGAAUCCUUGCGGCGCAGCUGCGUGAAAAGCUAGGGUACCAUCUUGGCAGCACGGCUCCAUCGAACAAGACUGCGAUGGUUGGGUCAAGUACGGAACAAAGCUCAUUGACUCUUGAUCUACUUCGUCUCACCCUAGAAUUUGUGGGAUACGAUUUCAAGCGCCCCACUUAUUCUAUCAUCACGAAUCCCCUCGCUUAUCGGGUCCUCCUUGUUGACAUGGAUGUCUGGCGAUUUGGUGACCCACAGGUCCUGGAUCUUUACUAUUCACAGUUCCAGAUAUUCGCGACCAGAAGCAACUACUGCCGGUUCAAUGCAAGGAGACUUGGCCGUAUGCCCGAGCUCAUCUGCCGCUCUCAAGAAAAAGAAGAGCCUCCGUUUCGUGGAGCUUCGUCCCGACCCAGCUCUUCGAAAUCUGAUUCGGGGAAGUAUGUAUCAAGCAUUGCUCUUGGGAUUGAGAUGCUACGGCUGUAUGCCGAUAUUUUGUGCAAUACUCAUGAUCCUACCGCUCUGAAGAAGUUUGCCAAAGCGGUCACCAACAAGGUUAGUAACGAACCGACACCCGAUGGAGUCCUCUUGAUCACGUCUGACUUGUUGCAGUGGCUCUUGUACCUUGCUUGUGAAGACGAGCCUGAGGUUGUGACUCUUGCUGUCAAAAUUCUGGCAAGGCUGCUAGUUGUCCAUGGGAGCAGCUACAGCAAAAAGCUAUCUGAAAAGAAUGGAGGAUAUACAGUUUUGGAACAUCAUCUGCAACGAUGGUGGAAUCUCCCUUCUCUAUGGAUAGUCUGCUUCUCCAUCUUCUUUGGCCAAGAUAUUGCCCGUCUCGAUCUUGAACGUCCCUUCAAUGCUCCCGCUCUGCUCAAUCUUUUCUUGGCUGACGGGGAGCUCCGCAUCGUUUUCCCCGAGAUGCUUCCAGUCAUAAUGGCGAUGCUCAAAGCUGGCUCAAAAGAAUUAAUGUCAACAUGGGGAGAGACGGUGGAGCAUGCGCAAACUCAUUUCGAAGAGGCCGCUAUCAGCUCUAAAAACCCAAACAUGUCAUUGUGCACUUUGACUGGCGUGGCUUUGCCGGACCAGGUGAAAUUUGGCGUUGCGGUCCUGUCCUCCGUCGUCAAAUUCUUGGCAGAGGCACGCUCAGUAUCCCGGAACUUCCAGGAUUUCACAUCUCAGUCAACGUACGUGCAUGAGCUUCUCGCUAUUCUUUACCCUUCUGUUGUUGGUACGGAUCCCAUAGGCUCCGCCACCGAGUUGAGCUCUCGACCAAGUGGAAUCAGCUUCGACGAGAGCAAUCUUGUUGCCCGACCUCGGUCGAGCACUGCAAAUACUUCUACGGUGUUCCAAACGACUACAGUUGAUGUGACUGGAAGCCCCAACGAAAGCACAGAUUCUCUUCGUCGCGGUUCAUCGUUUGUCCUUGUCUCGUCAGAAAGAGCCAAGCACCAGCCAUCUAAUGCCCGUAUCCGUCGAGUAAUCAAUCCAAAAUCCGCGGACGAUGGAGGAGUGGUUGAGCACCCACUUACGAAGGCUAUUUUUGGCCUCGUGCUUCCUAUGCUGGAAGAACAAUUACUGGAGAAAAAGGAUUUCUCGGGGCUCGGUCUCUAUCAAAAGACACCUCCCGGGUUUUUGGAACACCAAGCGCAUUUCAAUUCUUGGAUUUUCAAUUGCCUUCUUUCAACAUUGAAAGAAUUGCCGACAUCGAAACCUUGUAUUCUCCAGGAGCCCCGCGUAUUGACGAAUCUCUCCCGAUUUGCGACUCACCUUGCAGAAGCAGUCUACGAGGGCUGGUUCAUCAAUGGGCCCGUUUCCACCUUGGAAUGCCUUGGUACACUCAUAGAGUAUUUGCAGCGCCCGGAUAUCGCGAACCUCAAGAGCAUUAGACUGUGCAGUCAAGCAGUUGCUACCAUUCAUUUGACUCUUUAUCGGGUGGUGUUAUUCCAGUUGUCCGAAGCGGAUGAUACAGAAUCCCUUUUCGUUUUGAAACGGCUCAACUACUGGCAAGUCGUGCUGCUGUCCGCAGCCGAUACGCAGUCAAGGCAUCUUCAUUUGCUCUUCUAUUUAUUGUACACGAAGUUGAUCAGCACAGACCAAGAUGUCCGCUUAGCUGCUGCAAGUCUCUGGCGGAUAAUCCUUGUCCAGAAGCCAGAUGAGGUCACAAUGCUUCUCGGUAAUGCGCCGCACUCUCUCCAACGCCGACUUGCCGACGGUUUUGAUGCUCUCGUGGGCAUGGAAGAUGAGGCUUUUCUCCCAUGGAUUGACGAGCAAAGGGAUGAUCUCGACGCUUUGUUCUUCGGCAUUUUGUCUCGGUCCUGGGAUUCAUUCGUUCAGGAAGAGAAUUCGAAGAGUGAAGAUUCAGCAAAGAACCGCAUAUCAAGACGUAGGGACAAGCUCAAACAAUGGAGCCAGUUGGAGAAGUUCAAUGAAGAUAUGAUCAAAAAGAACGACGCCAUUCUGCCCCACUGGAUUUCCAACAUUUCUGCGUCCGAAUUCCUGAAGUCUCAGAGAUUCCUGCAAGACAUGCAAGAUAAUUCCGUCUUCAUGUGGUCGGCAUUCUCUAAUCUCCUGAUGGAUCUGCGGCGGCCGGGUGGUCUGCUUGCAGAAGAAAAGGAGAGAAAAUGGAGACUUGAUCAAACCGAAGGCCGCAGUCGGAUGCGAUUGCGUGUUGUCCCAGAUGAUUCAGAUGAGCGGCAGGACUAUCAACCAAAGCGCAAAGCGUCUGAGCCACCUGCAGUCAAAAUCGAUACCCGGUUUCGCGCCCUGUCUGAAGGAGAGGUGAUUUCAACGCCCACGGGGAUGACAGCCGAGCCUGCGGUCAUAGAGUCAGAGCCACAAUACGGAGAGGCUGAAAACGCUACUAAUUCUGAAGACCCAAGCAUGCUCGAGGAAAAUUUUGAAAUGAUUGAUGAUCCCAAGAUUGAGCUCGAUGCCAGUGAAUAUGAAGAUAAGAAUCGCAAGGUCAUGCGGUCUCUCCAUCGCGGCGAUCAAGUUCAGAACGUUUGCAACAUGUCGCGAAUCAUCGGGUUGGAAGCCAUCGAAGGUCUUUUGAUUCUCGGCAAGGAUUGUAUUUACAUUCUUGACAAUUUCUUCCAGAGGGCUGACGGAGAAAUCGUUAACGUUUGGCAAGCUCCUGCAGAGGAACGCGACUCUUACGUACGGAUGAUUGCUGGUCGAGAAUCCAACGACCGUCGUUCCCAAGAGCAUGAGACCCGGAGCUGGAAAUGGUCGGAUUUGGUCAGCGUUUCCAAGCGUCGCUUCCUCUUUCGUGAUGUUGCUCUAGAGAUCUUCUUCACGGAUGGCACCAGUUACCUUCUGACUCUGUAUUCUGCGCGGGUUCGAGAUGAAUUGUGCAAUCAACUCGGCUCUAAAGCUCCUCAAGUUACUGGAAGCGCAGGUCAUUCGCGACCCGAGGAUAUAUCGCGAUUUGAGACCCUGCGCAGUCAAGAAGAUGCACCGCAAUCUCUUGGUUCGAAGUUCGCGAGCGUCUUUGGACAUCUCCCGUCAAACCCUGCCACUCGAAAAUGGGUCAAGGGCGAAAUUUCAAAUUUCCACUACCUCAUGUUGAUCAAUACUCUUGCUGGACGAACUUUCAAUGACUUGACCCAGUAUCCAGUCUUCCCCUGGGUACUGGCAGACUACACCAGCGAGGAACUCGAUCUCACCGACCCCAAGACUUUCCGCGAUCUCUCCAAGCCUAUGGGAUGUCAAAAUCCUGAUCGCGAGGCAGGCUUCCGGGAACGGUACAAUGCUUUCGCGGAGAUGGGCGACGAUAAUUCUCCGCCUUUCCAUUACGGAACACAUUAUUCCUCAGCCAUGAUAGUUAGCUCAUAUCUCAUUCGCCUCCAACCGUUCGUCAAAUCAUACCUUCUUCUCCAAGGAGGGACAUUCGAUCACGCAGAUCGGUUGUUCUACUCGAUCCGCAAAGCGUUCGAAUCAGCAUCGCGAGGCAACAUGUCCGACGUCCGCGAAUUGAUCCCAGAGUUCUUUUAUCUUCCGGAAUUCCUCGUCAACUCCAACAAAUACGACUUUGGUAUCCCUCAAAACAUGACAACUGCCAUUGAUUCGGUCGAGCUUCCCCCUUGGGCCAAGGGAGACCCGAAAAUAUUCAUCGAAAAGCACAGGGAGGCUCUUGAGAGCCCGUAUGUGUCCGAGAAUCUCCACCAUUGGAUCGACCUUGUUUUCGGUAGCAAGCAGAAAGGAGAGGCAGCCGUCGAGGCCGUUAAUGUCUUCCAUCACUUGUCCUACAAGGGCGCCAAGGAUCUAGAUGCAAUCGACGAUCCUAUGGAACGAUUGGCAACAAUUGGGAUCAUUCAUAACUUUGGACAGACCCCUCAUCAAAUCUUCCAACGACCUCAUGCUCAGCGAGAAGAUCAGCGGCACCGCACUCCUCAAUUGGAUACCCUUGCAGAAUCACUGACCCAGAUGCCGCUCUCAUUACUUGAUACCGAGGAGCGCGUGGCCAAUUUGUCCAUGAGACAGGACCGUUUGCUGUGUACACCAGCGCUUCGGCUGAAUGUUCCACCAUCCUUUGAUCACUACAUGGAAUGGGGCUUUUUCGAUGGCAGUGUUCGUUUCUAUUCUGCGGAUAGUCGCAAGUUACUUGGACACUUCGAACAUCUCCAUGUUGGCCAACUCUCCCAUGCCAGCUUUGCGGACUCGCGAACUCUGGUAACUUGCGGUACGGACUGUACGAUUUCUUUGUGGACCGUGACCGCAACACCCAGGGCGGUUGAUCUUCAGCCUCUUGGAUCGCUUUUCGGCCAUCGUGCUCCUGUCACCGUGCUCGCAAUUUCGCGCUCUUUCAGUGCAUUGCUAUCUGCGUCUAGCGAUGGGCAUAUCAUGUUAUGGGAUCUCAAUCGACGAGGUUUCGUGCGGACUUUGCCCGCUGAUGGUACAGUCGAGUGCGCUCGUAUCAACGACGUUACAGGCAACAUCGUUGUCUGUCGAGGAAAGCGAAUCACCAUGUACACCCUGAAUGGAGAGGUUUUGGUCGACCAGCCCGUCUGCGACGCCGCCGAUGACCAUGUCCUUUCUUGUGUCUUCUACGAGGGCAUCCAGAACGAAUGGCUGGAGCGUGAACUUGUCCUUACGGGCCACAGCCGUGGUGUUGUCAAUAUCUGGAGCAAAACGAUUCGAAACGGACGGUUUGAGCUGGAACUCAUCCGUCAGCUCCAUCAUACCGAUAGCACCCGCGACACUGGUGCCAAUAUCUCCACGGGUAUCAGUUGUAUUCUUGCCCAGCCUCAGGUGGUCUACACUGGAGAUGAAGCCGGGCGAGUGUAUGAAUGGAAUUGCAUCCAGAGGCGCUAA
Molecule: messenger RNA, 7989 nt
Organism: Penicillium argentinense
Lineage: Eukaryota; Fungi; Ascomycota; Eurotiomycetes; Eurotiales; Aspergillaceae
Product: Beige/BEACH domain protein
Exons: 8
Coding region: 1-7989 (2662 amino acids)
Molecular function (GO): protein binding
Source: RefSeq, a predicted model, not a curated record